Messenger RNA from Sinocyclocheilus grahami, 2385 nucleotides. RefSeq names its product solute carrier family 22 member 18-like. Gene Ontology annotation, molecular function: transmembrane transporter activity. The record is from RefSeq and is a predicted model, not a curated record. The transcript is spliced from 12 exons. Gene Ontology annotation, cellular component: nuclear envelope. Bases 407 to 1612 code for a protein of 401 amino acids. Gene Ontology annotation, biological process: transmembrane transport. Lineage: Eukaryota; Metazoa; Chordata; Actinopteri; Cypriniformes; Cyprinidae.
CAAAAUGGCGAGGACUAAUGGUUUUAUUUGAGCACUUUAGACACCUUUAUACGCUUUACACUUUUAUUUUUUAUAACCCAGUCCGGUAACUUAUUAAUUGUUACAACAUGUGUAGUCGGACAGUUUGACUUCCAAGUGAGCAGAGCUUCGGAGAAACUGAAACGGCUCAAAGUCCUUUAACCUGGUGAUAGUCUGAAGACUGGUUGAAGUUCAGCUCUGCGCUUAACCUCUCCCUCACAUUAAAUUAUGAUUUGUCACCGCUACUACAGCGGGAUACAGCCGUAAAGCGUUACGGCUUAUAAUUUGUUCUUGUACUGUAUAUCCGUUGAAGCAGAUGCUCUCACCCGUUUAAGGAGAACUAUCGGGGGACAAAAACCUAAAGCUGAGAUCUAAUAUAGCGAUUUGAAUGAUGGAACCAGCAGCGAAGCAGAAAGUGAUUUACAUCAUCUACCUCAUCGCAGCGCUGGACAUCACCUGGCUCUUCCUCCAGUUCUCCAUAACACCGUAUUUGGCGAGGAGGCUCGGGUUCGAUACUAUUUGGUUCGGGUAUCUGCAGACCACAGUUGGAGUGAUUCAGCUGCUCGGAGGCCCUAUUUAUGGAAGGUUUGCAGAUGUGUUCGGAGCACGCGCAGCUCUCUCUGUGUCUUGCUUGGCAUCAGUGGUUUAUUUCCUACUGUUAACAGUGGCAGACAACACUUUUAUGCUUUUCGUGCACAAACUACCUGCUGUUUUCAUGCAUGGACUACCAGGAGCUCAGAUGGUGGUUGCAGAUCUGUCAGAGAAUGAGAAGCGAGCAGAUGCUCUUGGGAAACUCGGCCUCUGCUUUGGCAUUGGCAUGAUCGCAGGAUCAUCACUGGGUGGGACCCUCAGCACACGCUUUGGGGAAAAGUUUGCAGCAUCUUUUGCGGCUGUCGGAAGUUUUGUUUCUUUGCUGUUGGUGUUGAACUUCAUCCCUAAACAGACUAAAAUACAAACCAUGCCAGAGAGUAACAAGAAGGGAUCAUCAAAUUCCGUGUUUAAUCUGGGGGAGAUCACUAGACUGAUGAAGUUUCCAGGUGUUGCAAAGACUUUUACAGUGAAGAUUAUUUCUGGAUUGCCAGCAGGUAUAUUUCAAGUUAUGUUCUCCAUCAUUGCCAUGAACUUCUUCCAACUGAAGGCAGAGCAGAAUGGCUAUCUGAUGGCUUACUUUGGCAUAGUACAAAUGGUAAUCCAGGGUGCUGUAAUUGGGCGUCUUACGUCUAGAUUUUCAGAGUAUUCUUUACUGCUGCUCUCUGUUGGGAUAUCCAGUUUAGUGGGCCUUGCACAGGCUAUGAUGACCAAUGUAUUUCAUUUUUGUUUAAUCGUAAUGCCGAUGAUGUUUUCUCUAAGUGUCUUCAAUGUCAUCACAGAUAGCAUGUUGACCAAGAGUGUGUCUCCGUCUGACACAGGAACCAUGCUGGGUCUGUGUGCGUCGGUGCAGUCUCUUUUGCGAACUGUGGGCCCAACCAUUGGAGGAUUCCUCUAUGAGACAUACGGUGUGCCAUCCUUCGGAUACAUCCAGUGUGUCAUUAAUGCUGCUGUCUUUAGCCUUCUACUAGCCACUGGAGGGCGCUCACAGCCACACAGACCAUAAACAUUGUGAAAAGGGUUGUUUCAUGGCCACACUGUAUGACAGAGGGCAGUUUACAACAAACCAUGGGCAUUGAACUUACCUCCUCGCACACUGGGGAAGGACUUAACCCAGCUGAUCUCAGUUUUGUUAAUACCACAAACAUUCAAAAUAUCUUAUGUGACUGUCAAGUUACUCCACUUUAUAUCACAGGUUAGCUCAGGAAGUUUCAUAUCUUAAAAAGGAGCUGGCAUGUAAAUGUCUACUGUAGGUCAGUAGAAAGAAGCGCAAUAUGCUUUUAUCUGUAUUAUAUUAUAGAGUAAUUAUUCAUUAUAAUAAUGUUGCAGUUAUAAGACAUCAUGAAAAAUAACAAAAUUCAAAAUAGAUCAUUUUGCAUCUGAAACUUCUUUGGGGUUUUUUUUUCUCUCUCUCCAUAUUUAUCUUGUUCUUCUGCACUGCAACUCCUGCCAAGUUCUUCAAGAUCCCCCAAACUGUGAGAUUAAAUGUGCACGUUUUAUUAUAUGACACUUGCUCUAAUGCUGGAUGGCACCCCUUUUCAAAUCUGGAGUGAAAUCUGUCCACUCUUUUCCAUGUUUAGCUUCACAGCACGUGCUUAUUAGUCCAGCUGCACAUGUUCACAUCACUGGUACAUAGAUUCUGACUUUUACUCUGUUCAUCACAACGAGGUGGAUUUAAGUUUCCAAAAAAUAUUGUUUCAAGAAUGUUCUUUAUUAGGCAGACGUUAAGCAGAACGCACUAACAGCUUCAGUUAAAAUUCACUUUGGUUGCAUCUUUUU